GAAAAGUAUUUAGUGGUGGGUAUUUGGGAUUGGGAACAAUUACGGAGUAAAUGUUUGAAUUCUAUUUUCAUGCGUUACGAUUUCCACGUUUGCCUCAUUUCGCAUUAACCUAGAGUUAAAUAAGUCUUAUUCUCCGUUCAGAUCAAACUAUGAUGUGUGACUUAAAUUCUACAUUAUUUGUUGGUUAUGUGUUUUGACUAGAAAUAUUCACAAAGAACUUGGCCGAUUUAUUGUUGGUGUUAUAUAAUUUAUUAACAUAGUUUUACUCUUGAAUUGCUUGUUUUCUUUCGUUUGAUCUAGUUAUAGAAAGUGUUUUUCGAUUGGUGAGUGCAGUGAAGGAUUAUUCUUCCUCAUAUCAGAUUGAGACGCCGACAUGGCAGAAGCCCAUUCUGCUGUUGCUUUCUCCUUUGCCAUCACUCACGAAGGAUGGGACGUUAACUUUGACAGGGAAGUCCUGCACUUGGUGUGGCAGUCGGGCAUCAGGUCAUGGAAAAAAAGAAUAGCAAGAUUUCAGAAUAGUAUCCACAAUGGCGUCUUUCCGGGUCAUAUGUGGAGUCUAUGGAUGUUGAUAACAUUAGUAACAGCGGUUCAUUUUUCUGGUUAUAAAGUCCCAUUGGAUCUAACCUCAUUAGUGCUUAAGAUAUUACCUGGGUGCUGUACAAAAAUGCAGAUAUUAGCGUGCGUUGCUGUGGCUUUGACCUAUUGGUUGUCUGUUGUGUUUUUGCUCAGAUACACAUUCAAGCUCCUUUUAAUGUAUAAAGGUUGGAUGUUCGAAGCCAGAGGAAAAAUGCCCUCUUUGCCCACUAAACUCUGGGCGGUUGCCAUAAAAAUUCUCAGAGGUUGGAAUACUCCCAAACUAUACAGCUAUCAGGGCUCCCUACCUAGGUUGCCCCUUCCUUCCGUUCAGGAAACUUUGCAAAGGUAUCUGAGAUCCGUCAGACCUUUGUUAGAUGACAAACAAUACGAGAGGACCAAAAAGUUAGGAGAAGAAUUUGAAAAUGGUAUAAGUAAAAAGUUACAGAGAUACCUUGUGCUCAAAUCUUGGUGGAGUACAAACUAUGUAUCAGACUGGUGGGAAGAAUAUGUAUACCUAAGAGGCAGGUCCCCACUUAUGAUCAAUUCGAAUUUCUAUGCCAUUGAUGCCAUUCAAUUAAAAAUGACCAACAAGCAGAUUGCACGAGCUGCCUCAACUAUACACUCAGCUCUUGUAUUUAGACGAUUAGUAGAAAGACAAGAAUUAGAACCUAUUUUUAUACAAGGAACUGUGCCUUUGUGCUCUUGGCAAUACGAGCGAAUUUUUAAUACAACGAGAAUACCUGGAAUAGAGACUGAUAAAAUACAACAUAUACAAGACUCAAAUCAUAUAGUAGUGUAUCAUAAGGGAAAAUAUUUUAAAGUGGUUAUUUACAAAGGAAGAAUAUUGAAACCUUGCGAAAUUCAAAUUCAACUUCAACAUAUCUUGGAUGAUAAGACUGAACCUCUGCCAGGAGAAGAAAAACUUGCCGCACUCACUGCUGGAGAAAGGAAACACUGGGCCAAUACUAGAAAUAUGUUCUUCUCUAGAGGAGCAAACAAAACAUCCUUAGACAUAAUUGAGAAAGCUGCAUUUGUUGUGGCGUUAGAUGAUUUUCCAUAUGAAUAUGAUGAGAAUGAUUCUACAAAACUAGACGAAUAUGCCAAAUGUUUGCUGCAUGGAAAAGGAUAUGACAGAUGGUUCGACAAAUCAUUCACAUUGUGCUUUGGAACUAAUGGCAAGGUGGGCUUCAAUGCUGAACAUUCCUGGGCAGAUGCUCCGGUUAUGGGCCAUUUAUGGGAACAUGUUAUACUCGAUGCAAUUGGGCAACGAUAUGAUGAGAACGGAAAUGCAGCAGGUACUCCAGAACUGACUCCUCCAAUUCCAGUUCGGCUCAAUUGGGACAUGAAACACGAAUGUAGAGCAGCCAUCGAUAAGGCUGUGACCGUUGCAGAAGCCUUGAUUCGUGAUGUGGAUUUGACUGUUUAUAUUCAUAACAGUUUCGGAAAAGGGUUCAUGAAAAAGGCUAAGCUCAGUCCGGAUGCCUUCAUACAAAUGGCUCUUCAGUUGGCAUACUACAGAGAAGCUGGUAAAUUCUGUCUCACUUACGAGGCAAGCAUGACAAGGCUGUUCAGAGAAGGCAGGACCGAAACUGUGCGACCUUGCACCAUAGAAUCGUCAGAUUUUGUGAAAGCUAUGGAAAAUAAAGAAAUUAGCAAUGAAGAAAGACUGCAACUUUUAUCGAAAGCCUGUGAGAGGCAUCAGCUUGGCUAUCAAGAGGCCAUGUGCGGUAAAGGUAUUGACAGGCACCUUUUCUGCCUGUAUGUAGUGUCAAAAUAUCUAGAAGUAGAUUCGCCGUUCCUUCAAGAGGUUCUGAGUGAACCUUGGAAACUGUCAACCUCUCAGACUCCUCAUGGUCAAACAGGUAGGAUAGAUCUGAAUAAAAACCCUGAGUGUAUGUCAGCUGGGGGUGGUUUCGGUCCAGUUGCUGAUGACGGAUAUGGUGUUUCUUACAUCAUAGCAGGCGAGGAUAGAAUAUUCUUCCAUAUAUCGAAUAAGAGAAGUAGUAAAUACACAGACUGUCAUGGUUUUGCUAGAGAACUCGAAAAGGCCUUGAACGAUCUGAGAACUUUGUGUUCUACAAGAAUGGUGACCAAUGGAAAAAAGGAUUAAUUUUCAAUAAUAUUGAGUUCACAAGAGUGGUGCUGAUCAUUUAUUAAGGAAAUGUUUUGAAUCAUAAUUUACAUAAAAGUAUAUACAUAUAUUUUUUUCAUGUCAUUCUUCUUGGUAUCAUAUUUUGAUUUUGUACAUUGCAAUAGUAAAACAAAGGAGCAUAUUUUCAAUUGAUAAAUUCAAAAAUUGUACGAAUUUAUAUUUUAUGAAUCUUUAAAUUAUCUUCCAUUUAUUUACACAAAGGAAAUUUUUUUUUGUGAAUAUGGCAAUAUAUUGAAAAUUUUAGGUUAAUUCUUCCUUAUGAAUUAAUCAGCAAUUCAAAUUUUUUUUACUAUUGUUUCUUAUGCAAUAAUGUUCUUUUAGUAUUAAAAAUUAUUACUAACCUUCCAUAAUAAAGCAAAGUCAAUGCAAUAAAGAUAAGGUAUAUUGUUUUAUCUGAAUUUAUAUUAAAUAUAGAUAUUGUAGAUGUGAUUUUGAUGAAACAAUAAAAAUAUUAACAUUGGUCUAAGAAAAAA
Messenger RNA from Harmonia axyridis, 3201 nucleotides. RefSeq names its product carnitine O-palmitoyltransferase 1, liver isoform (gene whd). The transcript is spliced from 12 exons. The coding region runs from base 374 to 2686 and encodes 770 amino acids. Gene Ontology annotation, biological process: carnitine metabolic process; fatty acid metabolic process. Lineage: Eukaryota; Metazoa; Arthropoda; Insecta; Coleoptera; Coccinellidae. Gene Ontology annotation, cellular component: mitochondrion. The record is from RefSeq and is a predicted model, not a curated record. Gene Ontology annotation, molecular function: carnitine O-palmitoyltransferase activity.